Molecule: messenger RNA, 3363 nt
Organism: Seminavis robusta
Lineage: Eukaryota; Bacillariophyta; Bacillariophyceae; Naviculales; Naviculaceae
Source: the annotation of a GenBank genome assembly
AUGCAACUCCAGAAAUCAACCUUGCUCAGACAACUCGAGGCUGUUGCAGACCAGAAAAAGAAUGACACCUUUGCCACUUGGCAUGAAGCCAACGGAACCAUUGGUCAGGAAUACACCUUUGGAGGGCUAUGGGAAGAAGCCGGAGCCAUUGCUUACAACCUACACCACAAAUGGGGAGUCAAAAGGAGAAAAGACACUCACAAGAUGGAGAAAGUCAUCAAUGAUUGCCAACCUGUGUUGAUCUUGACUGACAUGGCCAUCAUGGCAAUGAAGAAAGUGGAUGAACUAAAGCCAUUCUCAAAAAGCAAGGGAAUGUGGCCAAAGGGGAUUCCAUUUAAGGUUACAAAUGGUACAAACUUUCUCACAACAGUGGAAUCAUUUGACCAGGAAGACCUUCUUGAGUCUGAUAUUGCCUUCUACCAAUACACAUCGGGAAGCACUGGUGAUCCAAAGGGAGUCAUGGUGACUUUCAGGGCCUUGGAAGCCAACGUUCAGAUCAACUUUGAUGGUCUCAGCCUGAAGUGUGCUGAGGAUGCAUUUGAUAUGGACAAGAUUGUUGGCUUCUCUUGGCUGCCACAGUAUCAUGACUUUGGAUUGAUCUUUGCCUCCAUAGUUCCUUUUGCUGCUGGGUGGAGAAUGAACAUGAUGUCUCCCUUAACCUUCAUCAAGAAACCUUUAAAAUGGUUGGACCUCAUGUCAAAGAAUAAAGUCACAUUGGGGGUGGCCCCUGACUUUGCCUAUCAUUUGGUAGCCAGAAAGUUCAAAGAGGAGAUGUUGAAGAAAGGAGGAAAGUGUCCAAUUCCAAACCUUGACCUGUCAUCCAUCCAGUAUCUACAAAAUGGGGCUGAGCCAAUCAGGCUUGACACCCACAAAGAGUUCAGCUCCACAUUCUCUGACUUUGGAUUAAGGAAAUCAUGGUUCUGCAGUGGCUAUGGUUUGGCAGAACAUGUUGUCACUGUGUCCUGGUUGAAUGAACACCGGCUAUCCACCCAACAACCAGAGGACUCGAAGAGCUUUGUAGCAGUGGGCUCCAAACAAACCUUCCAUCCCUGUGUGGACAUCAAAAUAGUUGACCCUGUCAACAAACAUGAACUUCCUGCUGACCAAAUAGGUGAGAUUUGGAUUGCUGGUCCUUCCAUUGCUGCUGGAUACCAUGGAAAGCCAGAACUGUCCAGAGAGGUCUUCCAAGCUAAGAUUCUCCCUCAAGAAGAUUCUGACAGUGAUCAGGAUGAUUCCUGUACUGGCACUACCUUCCUCCGAACAGGGGACUUGGGCUUCAUGCAAGAUGGGUACUUGUAUGUUUGUGGCAGGAUCAAAGACCUGCUCAUUAUCAAUGGGGUCAACUACUAUCCCCAAGAUAUUGAGCUGGUUGUUCAAUCCUGCCAUGGUGUCAGGCCAGGGUGUGUGGCAGCCUUCUCUUCUGAUGACUCUGGUGAAGGUGAUGGCCUACUUGAGGUUGUCUUUGAGAUUAGAAAUGCAAACAAGAUGACUGCACAGGCUCUCUGCGAGGCAAUCAAAUCUGUGGUCAUUCAGGACAUUGGUAUUGUUCCUUCCAAGAUUGUGGCAUUGGAAGAAAGAAGCAUAGCCAAGACAACCAGUGGCAAGAUACAGAGAAGGAGAAACAGAGACCUGCUCCAUGCAAAUCAACACAAAUCUGUGUUUGUUCUGGAUCAGUCAUCUAAGUUGGCAGGCGAGGGUAAUGGACACCAGGAAAUUGGCCACAAUCUCCCUCCUUCAGAGAAGUUUGAUGCUAUCAUGACUUCACUCCUGGGAUCUGACUAUGAUCCAGAUGCUGGAUGGGAUGAAAAUGGCCUCACUUCCCUCAUUUUGAUUGAGCUCAACAACAAGCUAGCUGAAUCCUUUCCAGCCACCCUCCCCAGUGACUUUCCUGACCAAUAUCCAACCCCAGCUGCACUCAAAGAGUACCUCCUCAGCCCAAAUCACGGAUCCUUCUUCCCCGUCGAAGUCCCAAGCUUUGACACCUCAGCUACAAGACUUCCCUGGCCUGUAGUCACUCUGUUGCAGGGGGUUGGCGUCAUUUUGCUCGUUUUGAUGCUAUCUUGGAUUGUAAUUGGCAAGUACUCUUCCCGAGAGGUUCCAGUGGCAUCCCUAUACUAUGUCAGAUGGUGGUUUGUUGACAGGGCAGUGCACCUGUGGGAGAUGUUGAUUGGCAGGUAUGUAAUUGGCACUCCAUGGCUGUGGCUCUUCUAUUCAAUGAUGGGCUGCAAGGUUCACUCCUCUGCCAAGUUGGAUUGCUUCCUUCGAGAGUUCGAUCUCUUGGAGAUUGGUGAAAACACCGAGAUCAGUUUUGGGAUCAAAUGUCGAAAGUUUGGACCCUGGCAGGAGUCUGGGUGGUAUGCUGGGUCUCCCACAUUGAGGUUCAGGCCAAUCAGCAUUGGGAAUGGUUGUGUGGUGGAAGGGCAAGUAGGUCCUGGUGUGGUACUUGGUGAUGGCAGCAAAGUGGAGAAGCUAGCUGCAGUCCCCGAGGGUUCCCAGGUCCCAACUUCUGCCAUUGCAAGAGGCAGUCCUGCUCACCAGAGUGGCAUGUCACAGCCCAAAAAUAACACUGAGCAUGAAAAGCAGAGUAUGGCUGUGUUGAGAGUUGCCAAAAUUGUUGGGCCCCUCAUGGAACUCUACUUGACCUUUGUCAUUGCUGGGUCUGCUGGGCGGGCCAUCACGAUUGGACUCUCUGGGUUUGAGUGGCGCUAUGCUACCCUGUUGAGGGCAUUCCUCAUCAUUGUCCUCACAGGUAUUGGAAACUUACUGGUUUGCAUUCCCAUGAAAUGGAUUCUGAUUGGACAACAAAAACCAGGUCCAGUAACUAACAACUCUAUCUUCCAAGAAUCGCUUGACUGGAUGGUCGACUAUCAUUUCUUUGCCAGCCUUGUUCUUCUGGACCUAGUGGCAGACAAUACAGUCAUGAUCAAUGCCUUCUUGUGGUUGCUGGGCUUGGAUAUUGACAUGGAAACUAAGGUGUGGGGUGAACACUUCCCUCCCUCCAAGGUUGAUUUGAUCACUCUCAAGAAGUCUACUCUAUCUUUCUCACAUUUUGAUGUCAAACAAGAUGAAGAGUACAAAAAGAUCCACAUUGAGAACACCAGCAUUGGACACAGUGUCAUUAUUGAUGGUGGAGUAACGAUCAAAUCUGCCCAGGUCAAUCCAUUGACACAUGUUACAGCUGACAUCCACGGUGAUCUUACCACAACUGGAACAAGAAUGCCACUGUCAAGACGAUUGGCUAUUGACCUUGCCACACCUUUUAUCUUGGCUUUUCUCUUCCUAUGUCUUAUCCCAACCUUUGAGCUCUUUCAACUGGACUUUGGUACCCUUCUGCAGGGUUCCCAGUUGUCAAAAUGGCUGUGA